Messenger RNA from Phacochoerus africanus (Common warthog), 1077 nucleotides. Its product is annotated as olfactory receptor 10C1-like. Lineage: Eukaryota; Metazoa; Chordata; Mammalia; Artiodactyla; Suidae. The record is from RefSeq and is a predicted model, not a curated record. The coding region runs from base 1 to 1077 and encodes 358 amino acids. The transcript has 2 exons. Gene Ontology annotation, molecular function: G protein-coupled receptor activity; olfactory receptor activity. Gene Ontology annotation, cellular component: membrane. Gene Ontology annotation, biological process: G protein-coupled receptor signaling pathway.
AUGGAGACUACUCUGUGUCCUAUACUGAGUCUACCGACAUCACAAGACCUGACCUAUCACUGUGUAUUUCAGAAGUUUAAAGGCAAUGGCUAUGGAAAAUAUCCAGACAGUUCAAGGUCUGGCUCAGGGCCGAGGAUGAGUGGAAACCAGUCCCUAUGCACCAGAUUCACACUUGUGGCAUUUUCCUCUCUGGCAGAGUUACAACCCGUGCUGUUCGUGCUGGUCUUAGCCAUUUACUUGUUCACAGUGGGAGGAAACCUCAUCAUCAUCAGCUUGAUCAGGGUCACCCCUGCCCUGCACACACCCAUGUAUUUCUUCCUGGUUAACCUCUCCUUCCUGGAGAUGUGCUAUAUCACCAGCGUGGUGCCUCAGAUGCUGGUGCACCUGCUUGUGGAGACCAAGACCAUAAGCGUGGGAGGCUGUGCAGCCCAGAUGUACGUAUUUAGCAUCUUGGGACUGACAGAGUGCUGCCUGCUGGCAGCCAUGGCUUAUGACCGCUUCAUAGCUAUCUGUCACCCUCUGCAUUACACGCUCCUGAUGGGCCCUCCAGUGUGUCUCAAGUUGGCUGCAGCCUCGUGGACCACUGGGGUCGUGGUGGAGGCAGCCCAGAUCACAUGGAUCUUCACUCUGCCCUUCUGCGGAACAGGAGAGAUCCAGCACUUUUUCUGUGACAUCAUGCCUGUGGUGAAACUGGCUUGUGUUGACACCUCCCGUAAUGAGACUGUGAUGUUUGUUCUCGCUGUCCUGUUCAUUAUGAGCCCCUGUUUCCUCAUCCUGUGCUCCUAUGCGCGCAUUCUGGUGACCAUCGUGAGAAUCCCCUCAGCAGCCGGCAGACGCAAAGCUUUCUCCACUUGCUCUUCUCACAUCCUGGUUGUGUCUCUGUUCUAUGGCACUGCCUUGUUCACCUACCUCCAACCAAAGACUGCACACACUCCAGCAUCAGACAAAGCAACGGCACUCAUGUACACGGUGGUCACGCCUGCUCUGAAUCCUGUUAUCUACACCUUGAGGAACAAGGAAGUGAAGGAAGCCUUCCAAAGACUAACGCACAGGAGCCCUCUCAGCCAGGUGGCCUAA